Molecule: messenger RNA, 575 nt
Organism: Dictyostelium purpureum
Lineage: Eukaryota; Evosea; Eumycetozoa; Dictyosteliales; Dictyosteliaceae
Exons: 1
Coding region: 56-454 (132 amino acids)
Source: RefSeq, a predicted model, not a curated record
AUUAACUCAAUAAAUAAAUAUUAAAAAACAUAUAUAUAAAUAAUUAAAUAAUAAAAUGGAUAACUGGGAAAAAGAUAAAGAAAAAAUUAUGAAUACUGCCAAAAAUGCCAAAGAAACUGUUACCUCUGGAAUUAAGAAUGCCAAAGAGAAUAUAGGAUCUGUUGCUUCCGGUAUUAAUGCUUCCAAAGAAAACAUCUCAUCAAAUCUCAAAGAUGCCAAGAGUACUCUCAAUGAUGCUAAAUCUAACCUUGGUUCUAACUAUCAAAACAUGAAGUCAAAUCUCAACAGCAAUAUAAAUGCACAAAGAGCCAUGCAAAAAUCCUCUGGUAACGGUUGGCUUUUGGGUAUCGCUGUUCUCUCUAUUGCUGGCUAUUUCGGUUGGAAGCAAUAUCAAAAGAAACAAGACCAAAAAUUACUUUGGAACAAUAAAAGACAACAAAAAGAUGUUAAAUAAAAUAAUAAAAUAAAACAAAAAAACUUUAUUAAUAAAUAUAAAAAAAACAAAAACAAAAAAAAUGGAUAAAUAAAGAAUAUAUUAAACUAAAUUUUGCAUUAAAAUUAACAUUUUAUAUUAU